AGUGCCGUCUCUUUCUGAUUCUUUCUUUUAAUUUUCGCAUGUGAUUUUCGAGGUUAUAACCUAGAAACUCAACAUGCCGCGAGAAAUCAAUGAAAUCAAGGACUUCCUCCUUAAAGCGAGAAGGAAGGACGCUAAAUCUGUUAAAAUAAAGAAGAAUGCUGAGAAUGUUAAAUUCAAGGUUCGCUGUUCGCGAUUCUUGUAUACGUUAGUCAUCACUGACAAAGAAAAGGCGGAGAAACUAAAGCAGUCUCUUCCACCAGGUCUCCAAGUCAAAGAAGUGACUAAGAGUAAACGCACUUGAAUAUAAACAUAAAAAAACUUUUUUUUACAAAUCGAUAUCUUUGUAAUUAAUUAUGAUUGAAAAAAUGUCAACUUUAAUUGAUGAUAAAUAAAUAAUUUAUCAUCUCAUGUUUAAAUAAAAGGAUACCGAAACCUA
This is a messenger RNA of Microplitis mediator, 436 nucleotides long. It is a transcript of the gene RpL38, whose product is annotated as 60S ribosomal protein L38. NCBI's taxonomy places the organism in Eukaryota, Metazoa, Arthropoda, Insecta, Hymenoptera, Braconidae. The transcript is spliced from 5 exons. Gene Ontology annotation, cellular component: cytosolic large ribosomal subunit; ribosome. Gene Ontology annotation, molecular function: structural constituent of ribosome. Bases 74 to 301 code for a protein of 75 amino acids. The record is from RefSeq and is a predicted model, not a curated record. Gene Ontology annotation, biological process: translation; protein-RNA complex assembly.